Molecule: messenger RNA, 3813 nt
Organism: Aspergillus nomiae NRRL 13137
Lineage: Eukaryota; Fungi; Ascomycota; Eurotiomycetes; Eurotiales; Aspergillaceae
Product: putative SH3 domain protein (Cyk3)
Exons: 1
Coding region: 1-3813 (1270 amino acids)
Cellular component (GO): cytoplasm
Molecular function (GO): protein binding
Source: RefSeq, a predicted model, not a curated record
AUGACCCCAAGCGCGCCUCAGCUACCCUCCCGGUUCCCAUGCUGGUGUCGAGCUGUCUAUUCGUGGGGCGGAGAAACUAAGCGUGAUCUGGGAUUUAUAGAGGGGGAUCUCAUAGAAUGCCUCAAUGCCGGAGAUGGUCAGUGGUGGAUGGGUCGGUUACGACGAGAUAGACGCAUGGUGGGCCUGUUUCCAUCCAACUUCGUCGAGGUCCUAGGGGAGGAUUUCGUUCCGGUCAGUCGGACAACAACAGGCCCAAUGGUUCAAGCAGCUCAAUCGCCGAUCACAAAUCCUACGUCAGCUCCGAAAAAGCAAAAGACGGUAUUUAGGAAGCCAUUCCAGGCACACAAAGAAGCGCUUGCGCCCUCGGGCGAACUCGCAAGGAACGGGACUUCAACAUCCCUUGUCAAGAGUUCAAUCCCGCAAACACCUCCUCGUGAUGGCAGUCAACCCCGGAAAGUCAAGCCUCUGCGCACCCCCGCGAGCUCAAUGAGGCAAUCAACUCCUACUGUGAAGUCUUCGCGAUCCAGGCCUCCUUCACGUGCGAUAUCCCCUCGUCCCCCGCAAGAACCCGAUCUGCCGUCAAUAUCCACUCCUAUCACCUCAAAUCAAACAGUCUCCCGACCCAGGCCUCCCUCGCGAGCAGUCUCCCCCCGCCCACCGGAAGCCGAUCCACCAAUCCCCACUGGGCAGGAUCUGGUGAUUUAUAGGCCUCCCUCUCGUGUAGCAUCUCCUCGACCUAUGGAUGAGUCUGAUAUGAUACCACCUUCGGUACCUAGACACAACGUAUCUCUAUCCCGGCCAACUUCCCGCGAGAUCUCUCCGCUGCAGCUUCAGGAACGUGAAGAGUCGCCGCCACCGCCACCUCCUCCCCCACACAGAGUCGCUGUCAAUCGUCAACCGUCCAUGGAGAUGGGUGUCCCCGCUCGCUACGAUAUGAACGACCGUUAUGUGACAAUACCGAGGACCCCCUCUCCGGCGGCACAUUCAGAUGUAAACGGACAUACACCCUCUCCCCUGCGAGAUGCAAUGGAAGAUGUCAUGACCUCUUUAGAGGAUAUGGGCAUGUCCCGAGAGACUCAUUCGUCAUCUCCUCAACCGAUGUUUGAUAACCCAUGGUCACCAGAUGCUUAUGAAAGUCUACGGGACAGUCGAUCUUUGCAGAUCAUGAAUCGCCCAUUGACCUCAUUGGGAUUUGAUGGUGAAAAGGAGUAUCAGUAUCAUGGUGGCCAGCCACAUAGGGGCAGCGUAUACGCGCAGGACCACUUCCUUGACGGACCUCCACAGUUGAACAACUACGUGCAAAGGAUGGAAAGCCGGCUUCGUCAAAUGCAGGAGCAAAGCCGAAGAGGAUCUGAAGAUAUAGAAAUGCCAGAGGAUGAUGAGGAACCUCCUCCGCCACCUCCCCGAAAUGUUCCUUACCACGGGAGACACAACUCCAUUCCGGCCCAGUAUCCCUAUCUAAAGAACCGCCGUUCUGGGCAAGACAUGAGAGCGGAGAUGCUCAACCGGAGCUACACUAAUAAGUCGAGUACUACAAAUUCUUCGAGUGGGGUGCAGAGUAACGGUACCAACAUAACAACUAGCACCGAAAGAACCAGUCAGAGCCUGAUGAGUGGUCCAUCAGCCGGCGGAUUUAGUGCGACCAGCGCAGGGAGUUAUGCCCGGAGAGGAACCGGAGCAAAUGAGCGACCCAAUACCGCACUGGACACUUUCCGCACAAGAGGCUUCAGUGAUGUAUCAAAAGUUGUGCGGCCCGAAACCCCCCUAACCGGAGUAUCGUAUCAUUCGAGUCAUAAUACCUCUCGACAGGGCGCUUCGUCAGCCGUUCCCUGGUCGCCUUCGGGCACUGGACCGGAGGAGUCUGCUGGAGUAUUCGGAGGUCUUUCCACCCCCAAAGCCAAGAAACAAGGGUUUUUCAAAAAGAUCUUUGAAUCCGCAAAGACCGGUGCCGCCAAUGCCAGAAGCAGCAUCGCAGUGGGGCAAAAUGGCGGGUCCUAUUCACCUACGAAGGGUAGAGCGAUUUCUCCAAUCCGCUCUUCACACUCCCACCGUGACACUGCUCGGGAGAUGGGACUCGGCAGUAAUGGUAUCGAUUGGGUCCAAGUGCGGCGCGAUGUAAACCGAGCAAGCUCUCCCAGUCGAAACGAAAGAAUGGAGAGAGUUGAGCGGUGCCAUAUGAUGGAUUAUCCAGUUAUUUAUGCGGUAGAGGAGCUCUAUGAGACCGCUGAGGGCGAUGAAAGCAUUGAUGGUUUACCAAUCAGUGAACCUACCAACUUUGGGUCCGUCAAUCUCUCUCUUGUCGACAAGAGUGCUCGCUUCGUGAACAGCCUCCCCCCAAUGACCAACCCUAUGAGUCUCGCGCAAGGGUAUGUCUGUCGGCCUUACAAGAGUGAUGUUCAAAGGCUUCGCGCCAUCUUUACUUGGGUCAGUGAAAAGAUUGCUUGGGAUGAACCUGUUGAAGAAGUCGGAAUGGACCUCAAGCGGGUACUGCAGACAAAAAGGGGAAGUCCUCAAGAAGUUGCAUUCCUCGUGAGAGAAAUGUGUGCCGCGGUUGGCUUGCACGCCGAUGCAAUUAAAGGGUAUCUUAAGUCUCCUGGCGAGCUAUUUGAGCUAGAUAGCCUAUCCCGAGCCAAUCAUUGGUGGAACGCUGUACUGGUUGAUGGUGAAUGGCGCAUCAUGGACUGUUCGUUAGCAAGCCCAACCAACCCGCGGAGGAGUCAAUUCGUUACCAACAAUCCUGCCUCGGCAGAAAGUUGGUAUUUCCUCGCCCGUCCUCUUGAGAUCUGCUAUACGCAUGUACCUCUUUCUCAUGAGGAACAACACAUCUGCCCUCCCAUUUCCCCCGAUGUGCUUCUUGCUCUGCCUACCACUUGUCCAACAUACUUCAAGAUGGGUCUGCAGUUUCCUGAUUACGAUACCAGCGUUGUCCGAAUUGAGGGUCUCGAGGUCUUACAGAUCCGUCUAUUCGUACCGCCAGAUGUAGAGUGCGCCGCUGAACUCGAAGCUCCCGCUUUCGCCCGGGACGCAGAUGGUGACUUCUUCGAAAGUGGAGAGAUAGUACGCAAGCGUGCCCUGGUUCAGCCCGACUGGGUCAGCGGUCAAAAGCGUAUCACUGUCAAAGCCAUCUUACCAGGCGACGAAGGACAGGGCACGCUCAAGGUGUAUGCGGGAAAGAAAGGACUGAUGCACUCCAGCCGGGAUAUUCCACAUCCUCUAGCCCUCGCUCUCCCAAUUGUUCAUACUGGGGAGAAUCCACCAUAUGAUUUCGUGCUCCGUCAUCCAACCCCUCAUGCCCAGCGUCAUGAUUUGUAUAUCAUGCAGCCCCAGUGUGCAAGGCUUGCGGUCAACAAUACCUUCGUCUUCGCCGUACGGCAGCAUCCAUCCUCCACGUCGUCUUCGUCAACGAGCAAUGAAGCAGGUGUCAGUGGGCGAAUCUCUCCGUCCGUGUUUUCUCGACCCGCUAGUGCACUUAGCAUGGUCUCCAGCUCUGCCGGUGGGUCCUCUGUGUCCACCGUCUCCAACGAGUUCUCCGCGUCGACGUCAGCUAUCUCUUCAGGUCGGUCGGCCUCCGGGCGGGAGAAGCCGGCCAAAUUAGCGAUACAGUCGCCAUCAGGCAAGAUCCUGCGGUUGACUCGGAAAGCCGACCACAUGAUCAGUGCCAACCCCAAUGCCGAAUCAGGCACCGAUGCUACAGCGGACGGUAGUGUCUGGGAAACGGUCAUCAAGAUUGGGGAGCGGGGAACCUGGAGAGGCUUGGUCCUCGCAGAUCGUGUCGCCCGGUGGUGUGUCUUCUGUGAAUGGGAAUGUUUUUAG